This is a messenger RNA of Cuscuta campestris, 1114 nucleotides long. The record is from the annotation of a GenBank genome assembly. Lineage: Eukaryota; Viridiplantae; Streptophyta; Magnoliopsida; Solanales; Convolvulaceae.
AAAAGAUCAAAUGGCAUCAAGGAUGUUCAACGCAGGAGUGACCGAGGGACAAUCAACCACGAGGCCACCUUUGUUCGAUGGAACAAACUACUCGUAUUGGAAGGAGAGGAUGAGAAUCUUUAUCCAAUCCAACGACUACAAGCUGUGGUUGAUUGUGAAGAACGGCUACGAAGUCCCGAUGAAGAAAGUCGGUGAAGUCAACGUUCCCAAAACCGAAGAGGAGUUCACCGGCGAAGAUUGCAAAAAGAUGGAGCUCAAUGCUAAGGCAAUAAACAUGAUUUAUUGCGGUGUUAAUGCUGAUGACUACCGCAAAAUUUUGCGGUGUGAAACCGCAAAACAAAUGUGGGAGAAAUUGGAGGUCACCUACGAAGGAACCGCGCAGGUUCGGGAGGCCAAAAUCGACCAUCUCACUCACGAGUAUGAACUCUUUUCAAUGAAGGAAAAUGAGAAGAUUGAGGAAAUGUUUGAGAGAUUCUCUAACAUCAUCAAUCCUCUCAAUCUUCUCGGGAAGACAUACACCGACCGAGAGCUCGUGAGAAAGGUGCUGCGAAGCCUAUCCCCCAAAUGGCGUUCAAAGGUGGACGCAAUUGAAGAAGGUCGUGACUUCCAAACAACGACCUAUGAUGCUCUUCGAGGUAAUCUUAUUACCUACGAAACCACCCAACUCUCAAAGGUGGUUGAAGAGAGGAACAAGAGGUCUAUUGCUCUACCCGCAACAACAUCAACCCACAACAACGUUGAUGAUGAAGAUGAUGACAGCGACGACACCAACCUCGGACUCUUUGUCCGAAAAUUCAAGAAGAUGAUGCUCAAGAAGGGAGCCAAUAGCGGAUGCUUGAAGGCUUCGAGUACCUAAACCGUCUCCUUGAUAUCUUUUGUAGGGAGUUUCUACUCGUAAUUCUCUUAGGAACACAAUUAAUCACAUGGCCUUUGUUUCACAAAUUGAACCAAUAACCGUUUUGGAUGCUAUUAAUGAUGAACAUUGGUCUAUGGCAAUGCAAGAGGAGCUUAACCAAUUUAAACACAAUGAUGUUUGGGAAUUGGUGCCUAGACCUAAUGAUCAUUCCGUUAUUGGCACAAAAUGGGUGUUUCGUAACAAACUCGANUCAAGAGG